AGCACUGGCGGCGAGCUUGCCGAAGGGUGAGGAAGUGAGUGUGUGUUACAAGUGAUUAAAAAAAAUAAUAUAAACCGCACCAGCAAUUUAAUUUGUCGUGCAUCAGAAAACUUUGUAUCCCACAUAAUCAACAGACAUUUCAAACAAACGAAUUGAAUUAACACUAAUCGACAAAAGAGCUACGAUAGUUCAGAAAAAAAGUUAUAAAUCUACGCACCGAGGCGGAGUAAUAUGAGUAAUGCAGCCAACCAAAAUGGAUCAGGUCUAGAGCAGCAGUUAGCUGGUCUGGACUUGCAGGGCUCCCGCCAACCGAGUGGGGCUCGCUACAUACCACCACAUUUACGCAAUAAGCCCAGCAACGGGCCAGCACCUGUGAGUGGUGAAAACACAACCCCGUUGGACUCACGAUCCUACUCUGAGCGUGAUCGUGGUGGGGGUCGUGAUUUAGAUAGCAACGAUCGAAACGAUCGCGAUCGAGGCUCCUACAGGGAUAGCCGAAACAAUCGUGACGUUGAUUUCGGUAAUUUUGGUGGUAGAAACAGGCGUUCACAGGAGAACGGUCGUGAUUAUUCACGUCGUGAUUACGGCAAUGACCGUUGGUCCGAUCAGCCCCAGCCCCAGCGCAAUGAUCGCUGGCAGGACAAUAGAAAUGAUAACCGGGGAAUGGGCGGUGGAGGCAGUAGAUGGAAGGACGAAUCAGAUCGGGGUGGUUCACGAGGGGGCAGAGGAGAGGUUGAUUGGACAAUUCCCACAGCAAAAGACGAACGUCUUGAGCUUGAGCUCUUUGGCAGUGGUAAUACAGGCAUUAAUUUUAGCAAAUAUGAGGAUAUACCUGUCGAGGCAACUGGUGAUAACAUCCCAUCACACAUCACAUCAUUCGAUGAAGUCAAGCUGACAGAAAUAAUAAAGAAUAGCAUAAGCUUGGCUGGUUACGAUACACCAACGCCAGUACAAAAAUACGCAAUACCAAUAAUAAUAAGUCGUCGUGAUGUUAUGGCAUGCGCUCAAACGGGCUCUGGUAAAACAGCUGCCUUUUUAGUGCCAAUACUUAAUCAGAUUUAUGAGAGUGGACCACGUCCACCACCACCAUCAGCUGGCACUGGUAGACGCAAGCAGUAUCCACUUGGUCUUGUAUUGGCACCAACCAGAGAAUUAGCAACACAGAUUUAUGAUGAAGCGAGAAAAUUUGCUUAUCGUUCACGCAUGCGUCCAGCUGUUGUCUAUGGUGGCUCCAAUAUUGGUGAACAAAUGCGAGAACUUGAUCGUGGCUGUCAUUUGCUGGUUGCUACACCAGGUAGGCUUGUUGAUAUGCUUGGUAGGGGCAAGAUUGGCCUUCAUAACUGCCGAUUUUUGGUCCUGGAUGAGGCUGAUCGCAUGUUGGACAUGGGUUUUGAGCCUCAGAUCAGGCGUAUUGUUGAGGAGGACACGAUGCCACCCACUGGUGAGAGACAGACUCUCAUGUUUUCAGCGACAUUUCCCAAGGAAAUUCAGAUGCUAGCUAGAGAUUUUCUCAGCAAUUACAUCUUCUUGGCGGUGGGAAGAGUGGGAUCGACUUCUGAAAACAUAACCCAGAAGAUUGUCUGGGUAGAGGAGCAUGAGAAACGAUCCUACUUGCUUGAUUUGCUCACCUCUAAUAAUUAUGUUGAUCCCAAUGAGGCCCUGACACUUGUUUUUGUGGAGACCAAGAAGGGAGCUGACAUGCUUGAGGAAUUUCUCCAUCAGGUGGGCUAUCCUGUCACCAGUAUUCAUGGCGACAGAACGCAGAGGGAGAGGGAGGAUGCUCUCAAGCGUUUCAGGGCUGGCAAAGCACCAAUUCUUGUUGCCACAGCUGUUGCUGCCAGGGGUCUUGAUAUUCCUCAUGUUAAGCAUGUCAUUAAUUUUGAUCUGCCUGGGGAUGUCGAGGAGUAUGUCCACAGGAUUGGGCGUACUGGGAGAAUGGGAAAUUUGGGGCUGGCAACUUCUUUCUUCAAUAGCAAGAAUCAUAAUUUGGUGAGAGAUUUGGUUUCACUGUUGGCGGAAGCCAAUCAGGAGCUUCCCCCCUGGCUGGAAAGUAUGUACUCGGAGGCGAGAAAUUCCGGGGGAGCUAGGAGACUUGGUGGCGGUACCAAAAGUAGUGGAGGAAGGUUCAGCAGUGGUUUUGGGGCCAGGGAUUAUCGACAGACACCCAACUCGGGUAUGCCUAGGAGCAAUGGGCCUUCUUCACGUCCAGGUGGUUUUGGAGGUGGUUAUGGGGGAGGCUACGGUGGUAACUACAACUCAUCAUACAACUCUACCAACAACGGUGGUGGCGGUGGUCCAGACUGGUGGGGAAAGUAAAUUAACUCUGACAAACAACCAUUUUUCGUGGCUAUCUCCUAUUUCAAUACCUUUAUUACAUUACUCUACAUGCAAAUUUAAUUAUAUUAAAAAAUAUAGUACGAAUGGUAAGAAGGCAGGAAAAUAAUAAAUGCGAAAAAAAUGAUAAAAUCGAUAUUUAAAGAAAAAAAGUAACAACGUAACAAAUCAUAACGUAAUGGGUGACAAGAUAGAUCAUCGAGUGUUAUGCUGUACAAACUGAUGAUUGACAAAACAAAAAUUAAUUAUUUGGGUAAUAGUGGCUCUCGUUGCCACUCGUAGAUUUGGUUUAUCUCAUGAAAUAUGAAUAUUCAAUGACCAAUUAAAUCGCUAUUACUUUUGUUGUUUUGAAAAAUCAAUUUCAUGAGUAGUGAAAGUGCAACACAAUACAAAUUACAAAUAGAGUAAUCAUUCAUCUUUUCAUUAUUAUAGAUAAAAAAAAAAUAUCACUGAUCGUUACUGUCGAUUAAUAACGAUCAAUGUGUAGUAGAUGAAAAUUUAGUUCAAUUUUCUAGGGACAUACCUUGAGACUUCAAGACUCGUUGUGGCUCUAUUAUUCUUAUUAAUCAAUUGUCAUUAUCACAUUUCAAUUAAUUUAUGAUUCUGCAAGGUGUGCUAAUUUUUUUUUUCGUGAUAAUGAUUCAGUUUUGUGGUAUGAUUCUCACUGAGCCUUUGUGGGUUUUCUUUUUUCUUGUAAAGUACAGGAUUUUUGCAUUUAAUGAGGACAAAACGAAAUAUUUACGAUGAAUUUGAAAAAAAAAAAUACAUGAUGUCGAUCAUACCUCCA
Molecule: messenger RNA, 3121 nt
Organism: Diachasmimorpha longicaudata
Lineage: Eukaryota; Metazoa; Arthropoda; Insecta; Hymenoptera; Braconidae
Gene: bel
Product: belle
Exons: 4
Coding region: 232-2316 (694 amino acids)
Biological process (GO): gamete generation; cell differentiation
Cellular component (GO): nucleus; P granule
Molecular function (GO): RNA binding; ATP binding; RNA helicase activity
Source: RefSeq, a predicted model, not a curated record